Messenger RNA from Phalaenopsis equestris, 1641 nucleotides. RefSeq lists its product as uncharacterized. NCBI's taxonomy places the organism in Eukaryota, Viridiplantae, Streptophyta, Magnoliopsida, Asparagales, Orchidaceae. Bases 157 to 1416 code for a protein of 419 amino acids. The transcript has a single exon. The record is from RefSeq and is a predicted model, not a curated record.
GCCUUCUGACUAUACAUGUGAAUGUCUUUUUGUAGUUUUAAUAUCUUCCCUACUGGUUCAGUGCAAUGUAGCUUCUGUCUUUGUUUUAUUAUUAGCUUUUUUAUGCAUGGUCUUAGGUUUCAAAGAUGAGAAUUUGGAGAAAUAACCCGGAGCAGUAUGUUGUCAAAUACUGGCUGGAAUCGACUUAACUUCUUAAGGACUAACAUUGUGCUUUAUGGACAUUGGAAGCUAGCCUACCAUUUCCAUAACACAGAGCUUGAUGAUGAAGUGGCACUGCAGGAAUGGAAUAGAGCUGCUUAUGCAAAACUUGUCAAGCUAAGCUAUUUGCUGAAGAAUGUUGAGCACAUUGAUGGAAAUUUAAUCAAUGUUGAUGACGAUUCCGUCAUCAAGGAUGCCUACAUCACUAACCAAAUGCAGAGUUUCAAUUCACUUGCAAGAGCGCUUAUAAGAGUUCCCUCUUCACAGCUUCCUCUCAAGAAAACAUCAACAAGUUCACAGCUCCAAGUUGGUAGUUGUUUCAGCAGCAUAAAUGAAUGGAGGGCCUUGACACUGGAUUCUCUCACUAAAAUUUGCAAUUUACUUGGCAUUUCAGCUCAGCAGAGGAAGGACAUUCGCCUGAAAGUCUGCCCACAGGUCACGCAGCAUCACAUAUGGAGAGGAGCACUUGAAGAGGUUCUUAAAGACUUGAAGCAUGAGAUAGACAAUGUUGGUUUCAAUUCUCCAGGAUUUCAAAUGGCAAGACAGGUUAUGGUGAGCUGCUUUAAAUUUCUGGAGGACACCGCCAGCCUUAAAAAUUCUGAGUCUCCUGCAUGGAUGCGAUUGCCACCUCUGAAAAAGGUUGAGGUUCUAGAAACUCCAUUUAAAUGGGAAGAAGUUCUUGAAAUGUUUGUGCACAUAUCUCGGUGUAUGUGCCAGGAGGAGAGGUUUUUAUGUAGCCUUGCAAAGGUUAAUGUGAUGAAAGAAGGGCUGUAUCAGAUCAAGGAUAUAGUGAUUGAGAGAGACAUCAGUUUCAAGGAGGCAAGAAGAUAUGAUUCACUUCUUCAAAAGAAACUUACUAAGAGCUUGGGCCAUUCUUCCAAGUGUCUUUUUACGUUAUUACUCUAUUAUUUGUAUGGGAUAGUUCAAGAUAUAGAGGUGGAUGUUUGUGCAGGGGUUUGUGAUGCUGGAGGCAAUUUUACUUUAAAAAUUGGGAAAUUCUUAACUUCUGAUGAUGAGAAGAUGGUGAGAAAUGGUGUCAAACAACUUUACAGAGCUCUCGGGGUGUUUAAGUUUGUAUGGGAGACAGCAUCUAUGAAUGGAACGAUUAACUUGCAGGGUCAUCUAUGGAGUGUAGGAGCUAACGAAAAGACUCUCACCUAUAGAAAGACCAAGUUUUUUGUCAAUGAUAUUGUAUUAUUAUGCAUGGAAAUGAAUUGAGCUAUAGGCUUGGGUUUAAAUUUUACUCAGUAGACAUUUAGGGUCCGUUUGGGGCGGCAAUGCGGUGGUGGUGCAGCACCGCACUGCGGUUUUGUCUAUUUGGGUAAACUGUGUUUUGACAGCUUUUUCAAAAGCUGCCACUGAAAUCUGUUUUUUCUUACCGGUCCUGGCUGGGUGUAGUGACAGUUUUCUAGCCGCGGUCUGACUUUUUCAAAAAUUGUAAUA